This is a messenger RNA of Nicotiana attenuata, 1545 nucleotides long. RefSeq lists its product as uncharacterized. NCBI's taxonomy places the organism in Eukaryota, Viridiplantae, Streptophyta, Magnoliopsida, Solanales, Solanaceae. The coding region runs from base 1 to 1545 and encodes 514 amino acids. The record is from RefSeq and is a predicted model, not a curated record. The transcript has a single exon.
AUGACUGGUCCAACUGGUAACAAUCAAUUAGGCUUAGAAAAUGUAACUUCUAUCAUUAAUCAUCCUGAGGCUUCAGAAGUGAGAAACAAUACUUGUCAUGAUGCGUAUAUAGCUCGUUUGGAGCAACAAAUUGCUGACCUACAAGAAGAAGUGGAACGUGCAAGAAGCCUAACCACCUUGUCUCGUACUUUGGAUGCUAUCCUUCUUCCCGAACCAAGAAACACUGUACCUAUUCCCUCUCAAUUUUCGUCUUUAAGCUUACCCAUUCCUGACCACUCUCAGCCUCAUAACAUUCAACCCAAAAAUAUGCCGGCUUCAAAUCCACAAUAUGCCACCCUACCCACGAGCAAGCAAAAUUCACUACCAAUUACAAAUCAGUAUCCACAAUAUGUUACCGCACCUCUUCACCACCAAAACACUCCAACUCGAAAUCACCCGAUAACUCAAUAUAUAUCGUUUGCACAUGUCGCCUCACCUAAUGAGCAAUGUGUUCCACCGAUAUAUAUGAUGGAAGCCCAACCAUUUACUACCCCAAUGCCUAUCAAAUACAAGACAUACAUUGAUCAAUAUGAGAAGAAGGAAAAUAGUGCCAAAGAGGAUGAGCGUAAUAGGGAAAUUCGUAGUUUGAAAGAGGCAAUCAAACGCCUUCAAAUUACCAAGGAAGGAGAAGGACUUGAAUAUGAGGAUCUAUGUGUGCAUCCAGAUAUUGACUUGCCAACUGGAUAUAAGCCUCCAAAAUUUGAUAUGUUUGAUUGUACCGGAAAUCCUCGAGCUCACCUAAGGUCUUAUUGCGAUAAAUUGGUGGGGGUAGGAAAGAGUGAAGCCAUAAGGAUGAAACUGUUCAUUAGGAGUUUGACUGGUGAAGCUUUAAACUGGUAUACGACACAAAAUACAAGCAAGUGGGCUAGCUGGAGUUCCAUGGCACGUGAUUUCAUGGACAGAUUCAUGUUCAACAUUGAGGCCACGCCAGAUCGGUUCUAUUUGGAAAAGAUAGAGAAAAAGCCAACAGAGACUUUUCGAGAAUACGCCAUGCGUUGGAGGUCAGAGGCCGCACAAGUCAAACCGCCAAUGGAUGAGAAUGAGAUGACUACUAUUUUUAUACGAUGUCAAAAGGGUGUCUACUACGAUAAAAUGAUAGUUAUGUUGGGAAAACAAUUUGCAGAAGUUGUCAAAAUUGGGGACAUUCUAGAAGAGGGAAUCAAAUCAGGAAAGAUAAUAGAUACAGAAGCUUUACAAGAAGCAAGCAAAGCAAUACAGUCAGGGUAUGUAGAGGAAACUAGCAAAAAGAAGAAAGAAGGAGCAUCGACUGUCAUGACCGCCCAAUACAUCAGUCGGAGCCCUAGACGCAAGCUCAUUUAUCAAGACACAUACAAUCCUUACACUUCAAAUUCUUAUCACGUCCAAGCUCCACUUACCCCAUACUCCAUAUAUAAUACCCAACCAAGUUAUCACCAACCUCAAAUAUCAGCACAUCAAGCUCCUCAACUGUCACAAUACCAACAGUCUCAACAAUUCCAACAACCCCAACAGUAUCAACAACGCUAG